AUGGUGUACUACUUUACCUCUAACGUUGUCACGCCAUCGGCUCGCAUCUACGUUGGCAAGGACAAGUACGAAAAUGAGGAUCUGAUCAAGUUCGGAUGGGAUGAAGAUGUCUGGUAUUUCCACGUUGAUAAGCUGUCAAGUGCACACGUUUACCUCCGCAUGCAACCUGACCAGCAAUGGGAUAAUCUGCCGCAAGACCUAGUGUAUGACCUAGCACAGCUCACCAAGGCAAACUCGAUAGAGGGGAACAAGAAGGACAAUGUCUCCAUCAUCUAUACCCCCUGGGCCAACCUGAAGAAAGAUGGUUCCAUGGACGUCGGUCAGGUGUCGUUCAAGGAUCAACGCAAGGUCAAGCGUAUCCUCGUCACCACCCGUGAAAAUCCCAUCAUCAACCGCCUGAACAAGACAAAAGUAGAGAGGAAGCCCGACUUCAAACAGGAAAAGGACGAUCAUCAGAGGGAGCUACGCAAAAAAGAUACGGCAGAGCAUCAACAAAGGAAAAAGGAAGAGGCCAGACAAGCCAAGGAAUGGCAGGAGAAGAAGUGGCAAAAGGAGCAUGCUUACGACGAUAUCUUCACCGAAGAUAACAUGGCUGCGAGCAGCAAUCAGGACAGGGGGGAGGAUUGGGAGGACGAUUUCAUGUGA
This is a messenger RNA of Geosmithia morbida, 645 nucleotides long. Its product is annotated as protein of unknown function (DUF814). Bases 1 to 645 code for a protein of 214 amino acids. The record is from RefSeq and is a predicted model, not a curated record. Lineage: Eukaryota; Fungi; Ascomycota; Sordariomycetes; Hypocreales; Bionectriaceae. The transcript has 6 exons.